AUGACGAGUAUAUUAGUUCGACAAUUAUGGUCAGGUAUAGGAAAUUUAUCAUUUCUUCGUCCAACCAUACAAAUUCAACCACCUAUACGAACAAAAAUGGCACGACGAAUUAGUCGACAUCGAAUACCAACACAUGCUAAACCAAGCGAUAAAUGGGCACAAAAGAAAACAGUAGCACGAACAAUCGAACCUGAUGUUGUAUAUGAUGAUGAAUUUGCUAAAAGAAAACCAAUUGAUAAAGUAUGGUUAGUUAAAGAAUAUCCUGUUCGAUCAUGGUCACUUGAAACAGUUUUACAAUGGCAUCGAGAAAUGGUACAACCAAAAAUGCUUAAUUCAAUGGAUUCAUUUGUUUGGGCACGACUUAAACUUGAUAUGACAACAUCUAAAAAGACAAAAUUUAUUGAAAAUGUCAGAGGUUUAGUAACAUUUCCACAUUAUUUUGAAGAUCGACCACGUAAAAAUGUUGUUCUUUUUUGUCGACUUCCUGAACAUAUUAAAGCAGCUGAGAAACACGGUGCUUACAUGUUUGGUUAUACUGACGUGAUUAAACAAUUUGAACGAGGUGAUGUUACCGAUACAAAUUAUGAAUAUGUAUUAUGUGCACCAGAUGUUUAUGCUGAUAUUUUACAUUUAAGAAAAAAAAUUUCCAAAGAUAAAUUUCCUAAUCCACAAUAUGGUAGUCUUCAUCCAAAUGUUGAUCAAAUGUUAGAAAAAUUUAUUCGUGGUAAAGAAUAUCAAUCAGUAAAAUAUGAAGAAGCUCGUGCUAUACUUGAACUUCGAUUUGGCAUUAUAAAUAUGCCUCAAGAACAAUUAAUAGAAAAUUUUCAAGCACUUAUUGAACAAGUGAGCACACAUUCACAAACAAAAGUUGGUCCAUUCGUAACUGGAUGUUCAGUUUAUUGUCCACCAUCAACAGAAGAAUUUCGAGUUGAUGUUUUACCAUUUCUUCCUAGUGAAGAAGAUGUAACUGAGAAGAAAGAAUUAAAUAAACAAGUUGUUGAUGAUUUAAUUAAGAAAACAACACCUGAAAUAGGAGAUGACUUACUUAAAACAUUACCAACAAUUAAAUAA
Rotaria sordida is the source of this 1071-nucleotide messenger RNA. The record is from the annotation of a GenBank genome assembly. Lineage: Eukaryota; Metazoa; Rotifera; Eurotatoria; Philodinida; Philodinidae.